CUCGUAUGUCAGCUUCAUGAGGGGAACUUCCUGAAUUAUUUUAGUAAGCUUGUUAAAGAUUUUUCGCAAACAACUUGUGGGUUACAAGAUAUGAAUGAGGACCACGUCGUUUUCCCUCGAGGUCUUAACCCUGCUGUUCCUGACGUUAAUACCAUGGCCGGGGCCCUCGGUUUUCAAAAUAACAUGUUCUCGUGACAACUCCAAAAUCGUAAGGAAAAUUAUACAAAGCAAAUGGCUACCGGUGUUGGAAAGAUUUCAGGUAAAAUUACCUCUAGAGUGUCCAUUCCACCCCGCACGAGAUAUAUUCGCGCCACAACACGCUGCAAAGUUACAGCACCGUUCUUCUCAAUGGACCUGUGCAUUUUGCGGCAAAUCCUUUUACGAGGAGCGACACCUUGACACUCACUUUGAUCAACGACAUAAGACACAAAUAAAUAAGGCUGAAGAUGCAGUAUGUCUAGCAGACUAUUGUGAUAUAAUGCGGUGUCAAGUACUCAUUGCACACGGCCUUAUGAGUGACGGAAUCGUACCCAGCACUGACGUAGAAGUGUGGCAAGAUUUAGAGUCAGCGAGAAAAGCUCUUGCGCCGGCGGCUACGAGAAGUGUUGCUAAGGUACCGAUUCGUCGUCGGCAAAGGCCGAGACCUCCCCCAUUACCGGUGCCUGAUUGUCCUAGGACGGAACCAGAUAGUGAGGAAAUAGAAGCAAUAGACAACGGAGAAAAGAAAAGAGAAGAAAGUGAUGGUGAUACAAAUCAAACGGCGGAACUUUGUGAUGCUGACACAGUGGAGUCUUCAUUGCCACCUGAUAGCAGACAGAAGAGGCUUGCUGACCUGCAAGCAGAAAGAGCUGCCUGCGAUCCUAAUAAACUUCAAGGGUUAAAGGUGCGCUGUGAGAAAGUUGUUCAUUCGUGUAUUGCGACACUUCUUCUACAUCUCACACAGCCACAAUUUACGGAACUCGAAGAAGAGAUGCAACGAGCAGUCUGUUGGUACCUUAGUUGCGACCGGUACUGGGAAGACACAACACCUGCAGCCAGGGCUUUCCCCUGGCCUUUAUUAAUUGCCCUGGCCACAGGCCUGGCACUGGCCCUUUGUAUGUGCUACUACAUCAUUUGGAUUGUGUUUGAUUCUGAAGAGGGUAGCAUAGCGGGCAGCGCGUCAGUUUCCAUGACAACGCACUCGUCGCCAACGCGUGGUGAGCGCCUUGGCGCCGAAGACGCUAUGCUCGACGAAGAUCACGACGACCAUUACAUAUUUGUCAGUUAUCCACCAGAACUCAAGCGGAGAUUACUAGAAAGCUGCUACAAUAGAACGACCCGUCUUUGAAAACCAACGCAUCCAUCGUGUGCAUGAUUUUUUUAGUUUAGAUUAGAAAAGGACAGUCUGAUGUAGCCAAAUAUAAAUUUAAUCAUAUUCUGUGCCUUCAAUUACUCAACAAUUUAAGUGAUAACGGUAUUCGACAUAGUUAUAACAUUAAAAUUCGUGUUAUGAUAAAACGUAAUACUAGAUUAUCGCACGCGAUUUUUAUUACUUAAUAUCACAACAAUAUGCAUUAAAUAUUUUUUUUUAUGUAUAAACAAAUACAUAAACAAUGAUUAUGAAUAAAACACAUAAAAAAGUUUAUUUGAAAAUAAAGUAGUAUUUACCACUAAUCACAUUCAAUAAUAUCAACUGUCAAGUUAGUACUAAUUUACAUUAUCGUUACAUUGCAAAGAAUUGAUAUUUGGAUUUCGUGGAAUCCUUAUCUAAAAAAUGACUAUAAUGCAAGUUUUGCGAUAUGUUUAACAACCAAAAUUUUCUAUAACAGAUAAACAACAUUAUUUGCAUAUACGCCGAGUUAUGUAAAUAACGUGAUAAUUCGUGUUAGAUAUAAAAUAUUGAUUUAACUGUUCCUGCGUAAACAUUUAUUAAAAAACGCGUGCGAUAAUAAACUUAAACAUGAUUGUAAAUGGGAUCAAACAAGGAACAGAAGAUGAUUAACACAAAUCGCUCGCACAAUAGCUUAACUUAAUUUCUAAAUAAUAUUGAAAUCAAAACUUAAGUUUAGUGUUUUUAAAUUUUUAUUUAGACGUAGUUUGCUUAAAAACGGUGCCUAUUGUAAAUUUUUAAGGAAACGCCAGUUGUAGAGUAGGCAAUUUUAUUAGAAAUAUUGUUAAUAAUGCUUUAUCCGUAUCUGAAUUUUUUUCAAAUUGCAAUUUCGUUCAAAAAACAAUUUACACAAUUGUGACUUUAAAAUUUCACUUUCGACGUACGCAAGCAUAAAUUGAUGAUUUUAAUCGAAAUUGUACCUCAAGUUAGAUCAUUUUCAUUUCAAAAAGCUUUACCAUAAGGGAUUUUCAGCAACUUGAUGAUUCUUGUCCUUUGAUAAGUUUGCUAAUGUACCUGAUAAAUGUUUUAAGUAGUUAAUUUAUGUAGCUUCGAACCAGCGAUGAGACUUAGCGCGAAUUAUGCCUCUCGUAUGGCAAAAAACGUAUUUAAUUUGACAUACGGGAAUUAUACUUAGGGCUAAGUCUCGUGUGUACGCUUCACGUAACAAAUUUUUGUGAAAUCUGUGUAUGAGGUAAAUGUCAUGUGUUAUUUAUGACGUGCACUAAAUAAAUCGGUAUUAAUUAUUAUUAUAAUAAAUACGACUUUCAAAGUCCACUAAACGCAUACAAAAGUCCUUUUAUUUGUAUAUAUUAGUUUAUUUGUGGGCAUGCGAUUAAUUUUGCUAAAUUAUAAUUGUAACUGUCUUCGUCAUUAUGUGGUCGAAUUAAUCUAAGAUCAUUGACAAGGUCAUAAAAGGAGAGAUUAUAUAUUUUACCAGUAGAAAAGAGAGAAGUGGAGACGUUUCCAUUAUUUAAUAUAAAACAUUAAUGCAAAGAAAGAGAAUUAUUAUAUCGUAGGGAAUGUACUAAGGAUGCGCGAUGCGGCAAUUUCUCUUAAGCCAAACAAACAGGCGUAGAUAUAUAUAUAUAUAUUUGAUAGCUGAGCUUCUUGCCCGUUCUUAUCUACAACAAGAGAACAAGGUCUCCUGCUAGUUUUGCAACGGAUGCGUAGUUUUGCUCUUUCACAAAUUUUGUAAACGUUUUUGACAUAAGCAUGCGCUGAGACGCAUCUAAACUCAAUAAGCGUAUUUUGAUUUUUGAUAUAUAUCAUAAAACUUCUCCAUUAUCGCAACAUCUGAAAAUGUAAGGAACUAUUAACGUGAAUAAAUAUUGCUUUCGUUGCCUAAUAUUAGUCGUAAGUAACGUUAUAAGAAAUUAUCGUUUUGGCAUUACGCAUUAUUGGUAAAAUCAAAUUUGUACUUUAAAUUUCCGUUCAUCUAGAAUAUGAAGAUUCUAGAAGAACGUUAAUGUAACUCGACUCAAUCAGAGAAUUAAAUUUUUUUUGACAAAUAUUUCCAAACUUCAAAAUAUUUCACAAUCGAACUUACAAUUUCUCGAUAAAUCUCUUAAUAUUUUUUGACAUCACUUCAUUGUGCCUCGUGGCAAAAUUACUAACGAUGGAAGUAGGAACCAUAAGGAUGUGGUUAAACAUUCAUACAUCAAUCAUGUAAUAUGUUGGAGAUGAAGUGAUGGUGUGGCGAGUGUGGUGCUAGUACAAAAUUUGACUAUCCCCGCAUCUCCCUUAUCUUAAAUGAAAAUAUCACGGGGAUCCAGAAUCUUUGACCUGAAUUUUACGGCGUCUACCAUAGAAUGCUAAUCACAUACAUAUAUAUAAAUAAAUAGAUACAAAAAUCGAAGACCACUUGACAGGUACUUUUUCACGAAAAAAAAUCUACGUUUUUCAUUAUAUGAAUAAUAUAAUCUAUUUCUUUUAGAAAACGCAUCGUAUUUAACGUGAUUUUACUAUAUUUCAUAGGUCUAUUUACAUUCUUAGUAACCUCAUUUGUAAAGCUUCAAUGAGACUGAAGAACUCAUUUAGGUUGGAAUUUAAAAUUAAGAAAAUCUUUUUAACAUUCACGUAAUGUAAGAUA
This is a messenger RNA of Pieris brassicae (large cabbage white), 3959 nucleotides long. RefSeq lists its product as uncharacterized. The transcript has 9 exons. Lineage: Eukaryota; Metazoa; Arthropoda; Insecta; Lepidoptera; Pieridae. The record is from RefSeq and is a predicted model, not a curated record. Bases 95 to 1327 code for a protein of 410 amino acids.